This is a messenger RNA of Salvelinus namaycush (lake trout), 675 nucleotides long. Its product is annotated as DISP complex protein LRCH3-like. The coding region runs from base 44 to 655 and encodes 203 amino acids. Gene Ontology annotation, molecular function: protein binding. The record is from RefSeq and is a predicted model, not a curated record. Lineage: Eukaryota; Metazoa; Chordata; Actinopteri; Salmoniformes; Salmonidae. The transcript is spliced from 7 exons.
CCCCUCCAGGCGUUCCACCCACACGGACGACUCAGCCCUCUUCAUGCAGGGCGAGGAUCGCUCCUCCUCCCUGUCUCCCACAGCCCUCCAAUCACCUUCUUACCCCGGCCCUGUUGCCCCGCCCUCCUGCCAGGGGCCCGCCCAGCGGCCAGACAGCUUCCUGUUUCGCCUCAGCCAGAAGGAAGAGCAGAGGAGAGGUGAUGGUGCCGCCCCCAGGCCGGAGCCUGAAGAGGUGACCCCUACCCAGCCUCAAGGCCCCAUGGGAGAGGAGGCUGCUCUGGUGGAGCAACUGCGGAAGAACAUAGAGUCGCGUCUGAAAGUGUCCUUGCCCAGCGACCUGGGAGCAGCACUGACCGACGGGGUCGUCCUCUGCCAUCUGGCAAAUCAUGUGCGGCCACGAUCCGUACCCAGCAUCCAUGUGCCCUCCCCUGCUGUGCCCAAACUGACGAUGGCCAAGUGUCGGCGGAACGUGGAGAACUUUCUGGAGGCGUGUCGCAGGAUCGGGGUUCCACAGACCCAGCUGUGCCUGCCCCUCCACAUCCUGGAGGAGAGAGGGCUCCCCCUGGUGGCCGGGACGGUACGUGCGCUCCUGGAGCUGGCCCCGCCCAAAUACACAACCUCCCCUGCCACCACCACUAACCCUCUGGCCAUGUAGGGCAGCAGAGUUCCACACUC